Macaca mulatta (Rhesus monkey) is the source of this 2359-nucleotide messenger RNA. It is a transcript of the gene HIRIP3, whose product is annotated as HIRA interacting protein 3. The record is from RefSeq and is a predicted model, not a curated record. Lineage: Eukaryota; Metazoa; Chordata; Mammalia; Primates; Cercopithecidae. Gene Ontology annotation, cellular component: nucleus.
GACGCGGUGACGCCACAAAAAUGGCGGACGCUGGAGGGCGCCGUUCCUGACUCUAAUGUGCUUAGACACUUGAAGCCACAAAAGGAUUUUCCCCCGAGGUUCCUCGUCUCCUCGCGAGGAUGCCUCUUCUCUUCUGCCUUGCGAAAUAAUAGCGGCCUAGCUGGUGCCCGUGACCACGAAGGAAGGCAGAGUCGCGGGCUGAUUACGUUUCACCCAACGGUUGCCGGCGCCGAAUUGGUUUCUAACGAGAAAUUUAAAAAUGAUUCGUUCCAAGAAAGGGUAGGAUCCGCGAGACCCUCCAACUGCCCAAGGAAAACAAGUCUCGUCUGGCAAAGUUAUCGGCCCACGCGGUCCGCGGCCAAGGGCCAACGGUCCUUAGCCCCACGGUGCCGCAGCACUGCGCGUGCGCGAACCGCUGUCAAACGCGCUGACGGAGGCCGAGAAGAAAAAAAGGCGGGAGCCGCCAAUCCCGGGUUGAGCAAAAUGGCGCGGGAGAAGGAGAUGCAGGAGUUCACCCGUAGCUUCUUCCGAGGCCGCCCGGACCUCAGCACGCUCACGCAUUCCAUCGUGCGGCGGAGGUACCUGGCUCACUCGGGCCGCGACCACCUGGAGCCAGAGGAGAAGCAGGCACUGAAGCGGCUGGUGGAGGAGGAGCUGCUGAAGAUGCAGGUGGAUGAAGCCGCUUCCAGGGAGGACAAACUGGACCUUACCAAGAAGGGCAAGAGGCCUCCCACCCCUUGUAGCGACCCGGAGAGAAAAAGGUUCCGCUUCAAUUCAGAGUCGGAGUCCGGCUCUGAAGCCUCCAGCCCAGACUACUUUGGACCCCCAGCAAAGAAUGGGGUGGCAGCAGAAGUCAGCCCAGCCAAGGAGGAGAAUCCAAGGCGAGCCUCAAAGAAGGCAGUUGAGGAGAGCAGUGAUGAGGAACUGCAGAGGGACCUGCCUGCACAGAGGGGAGAGGAGAGCAGUGAGGAGGAGGAAAAGGGGGACAAGAGGAAGAAACCUGUGGCAAAGAAGCAGGCACCAGGCAACGCCUCAGUCAGUAGGAAGCAGGCCAGGGAAGAAAGCGAGGAGAGCGAGGAAGAACCCGUUCAGAGGACAGCAAAGAAGGUGGAGGGAAAUAAAGGAACUAAAAGCCUGAAGGAAAGUGAACAGCUGAGUGAAGAAGAGGAGGAGAUCCUAGCUGGGAAGAAAGAGCACAGAGGGGAGGAAGAGAAAGAAGGGGAGAAGGAAAAGGAGGAUUGGAAACCCAGAGCCAGGAGCAAUGGCGGGAGAAAGUCAGCUAGGGAGGAGAGGAGCUGUAAGCCGAAAAGCCAGGCAGAGAGGCUCAUGGGAGACUCAGACAUCGAGGAAGAGCAGAAAGAGGCAGCAGGCAGUGGGGAUGACAGUGGGAGAGAUGGAGAACCCCCAGUGCAGAAGAGGAGCAAGGACAGGACCCAGCUUAAGGAUGGGAAGGGGUUGAGUGGAAGCAGCGAGGAUGAGGAAGACAGUGGGAAGGGGGAACCCACAGCUAAAGGCUCUAGAAAGACGGCCACACUGCGCAGCACCAGUGGUGAGGAGAGUGACUUGGAGAGGGAAGUGAGUGACAUCGAGGCAGGGGGCGGCCCCCAGGGGGAGAGGAAGAACCGCUCUUCCAAGAAGAGCUCCAGGAAAGGCAGGACACGGAGCUCCUCUUCCUCCUCAGACGGAAGUCCAGAGGCCAAAGGAGGGAAGGCUGGCUCAGAUCGCCGUGGAGAGGACCACCCAGCUGUGAUGAGGCUAAAGCGCUACAUUCGGGCCUGUGGUGCCCAUCGAAACUACAAGAAGCUGUUGGGCUCCUGUUGCUCACACAAGGAGCGCCUAAGUAUCCUCCGGGCAGAACUGGAAGCCCUAGGCAUGAAAGGUACCCCUUCCCUAGAGAAGUGUCGGGCCCUGAAAGAGCAGAGGGAGGAGGCAGCUGAGGUAGCCUCCUUGGAUGUUGCGAACAUCAUCAGUGGCUCGGGCCGGCCACGCAGACGUACAGCCUGGAACCCUUUAGGAGAAGCAGCACCCCCAGGGGAGCUGUACCGUCGGACCCUGGACUCAGACGAAGAGCGGCCCCGUCCCGCACCCCCGGACUGGUCACAUAUGCGUGGCAUCAUCAGCAGUGAUGGCGAGAGUAACUGAGCUCUGCCACCCUCAGGAAGGACCCUUGAUCCAUGUACAAAGCAUACAUAGCACCCCUUGCCCGGUGUCUGUGGAACAGAAGCAGCUUUCUUCAGAGAAGACUGCCGUUCCCGAGGACACAAGCUGUUGGGAUGCUACUUCUCAGCUUCACACUCUCCAUUUAAGGUGUUUAUUUUUUAAGACUCAAUAAAGGAGUGUUCGUAAUCACCUCAUCAAA